Molecule: messenger RNA, 2825 nt
Organism: Durio zibethinus
Lineage: Eukaryota; Viridiplantae; Streptophyta; Magnoliopsida; Malvales; Malvaceae
Product: putative ADP-ribosylation factor GTPase-activating protein AGD14
Molecular function (GO): GTPase activator activity
Source: RefSeq, a predicted model, not a curated record
CCUUACUUUUAAUAUUUAAUUUAUUUUUUCAAAAUGAAAGGUACAGAUCGUUCUUGUCGCCAUCAGACUGACUAAAAAAGACUUUCCCUUUCCUUUUAACCAAAAAUUCUCCAAAACCCAAACCUCUAAAUUUCCCAUUUUUCUUUGAUUCAUGCUUAUUAAUAGGGUUUUUUUUUUUUGAGCGUAAAGUAUUGAAUUCCAACUGGGUUUUUGAUAAAUUUUGAAGCUUUUAGGGUUUGUUUGAGGUUAUUGUUAAUUUUGGAAGAUCAAAAUUGUUUGUUUUGAGAAAUGGGAAGUAGGAAAGAAGAAGAAAAGAACGAGAGGAUAAUAAGAGGUCUCAUGAAACUGCCUCCUAAUCGUCGCUGUAUUAACUGUAACAGCUUGGCUCCUCAGUAUGUUUGCACAAAUUUUUGGACUUUCGUUUGCAUGGCUUGCAGUGGGAUCCAUCGUGAGUUUACUCAUCGUGUAAAGUAUGUAUCAAUGUCAAAGUUCACUUUACAGGAAGUUGAAGCUCUUCAAAAUGGUGGUAAUCAGCGUGCAAGAGAUAUAUAUCUUAAGGAUUGGGACCUGCAGAGGCAAAGAUUGCCUGACAGCAGCAAUGCUGAUAAAAUCCGAGAGUUUAUAAAGAAUGUGUAUGUGGACAGAAAAUACGCCGGAGGAAAAACAUCUGACAAGCCUCCAAGAGACAUGCAGAGCCCUAGAAAUCAUGAAGAUGACGUAAGACGUGCCAGUUCUUAUCAUUCUUAUUCUCAAAGUCCACCUUAUGACUAUCAAUAUGAAGAUCGGCGUUAUGGAAAACAAGUUGCUGCUGCGCUUUCUAGGAAGCCUGGUUCGGAUAGAGGCCAUUAUGUGGGGAAGGUUUCUAGUUUUGUCUACAGUCCUGGUCGCUUAAGUGAUCAAAUGUUUGAGGACAGGUUUGCAAAUGAGGGUUCCAUUCCUAGAGUUUCAGACUACUCUGUAUCCAGUGGAGGCGAUCCAUUCAAAUCUGGUACAGGGUCUCCAAAUUUUCAUAGGGACAUUGGAUUUGGCAGCCCAACUUCUCAACCUCAAAGAGAUGUCUUAAGUGAAGAUACACAACAUCAAACAAGUAAUUUAUUUGUGGAUCCAAGUUCCAAGAAAGAUGCUGAAGGGAUUCCACACCCACAGAGAACUAAAUCCAUGGGUAGUUUUGGAUCAUUUGAUAGCAAUUCCAUGUCUAUCAAGUCAUAUAACUCAGGAAUUGGACUGGAUGUUGUCUCUGAACCUGAAGAAACUGCUGGGUCCUGUCAUGAUAAAGCAUCUACUUUAGCCCCACCAUCUCUUCCUGUGAAUUAUGGUGGUCUAGAUCUCUUUAAUGUACCUGAGGCUUCUAGCGCUCCACCUAUAGAUUUGUUUCAGUUGCCUGCAACCUCAUCGGUUUCAUCUGAAAAUAUAUUUCAACCUGCAGCAGCAUCUUCGAUGCUGCCUGGGAAUUUGUAUCAACCUUCCCCAUCUACUCCAUCUAUAGACUUAUUUUCCGGGAUUGCUGAGCAGCUCCCAGCUGCAAGUUUUGAUGGAAAAUCACCAGAGUUAUCUAUAUCUAAAAAUGAAGGAUGGGCAACGUUUGAUACUCCUCAGCAUGCAGCAUCUGGUCCAGUAACCAAACAUCUUUCACCUGCUGUAAUGCCCAGUGAUGGAGAUUUGGCAGUGAAGUUUGACCAAUUGUCAUCCUUAAACACAACCAUGCAGUGGCCAGUGUUUGAAGAUUCUAGUGUUCUCAGGGCUACUACAGCAAUGUCUAGUCAAUGGCCAGAGGGCUUGCAUGAUGGUCAAGCCUCCACCGCUGCAACUGGCACUCAGUCAUGGAAUGCUUUUAAUGAUUCUGCUGAAUCACUUUCUCUGGAACCACAAGUAGUAGUGUACAAUCAUUUGGCCACCACUGAACAACAUUUGGGCUUGGGAGUUUCAAAGAACCAUGAUAAUGAUGGCAUCCAAACAGUUGCCUCCUAUACUGGUUUCCCUGCUACUCUAGCAGCAGAGGAUGGUGUAGCACCAUCAUAUGAUCCACUGGUGAAUCCACUUUUGGGAGUAAAAGAGUCGCAAGCUGCCGAUUGUAAAUCAACCAACCCAUUUGAUCUUCCUUAUGAUUCUGAAUUGGAACAAAAUGAUCUGUUCUUGGAUAUGAGUUCAUUACAAACUGCACUUCCAAAUGCUCACUUGCCAUCCACCUUUCUUGGUGGUGUACAACCAUGGUUUCCUCAGAAUCCAGUGACUCCGUAUAUCCCAGCAACACCACAAGGUGGCUUAGCAUACAUGUCUGGCCAAGCACCAAGUUCUCAAAUACCGAAUGUCCCAGCCCAAGGGCCUGUUGCUUCCAUUGGAAGAAAUCCUUUUGCAUAGAAUUGCACUGGCAAAAGUAGCAUUUUAGUACUUUUUCAGACCGUGGUAGUUUCCUGGAGCCAAAAUGCAAGCCAAUCUCUCUGGUACAUAAGAAUUAAAUCUACUGUGAAGUCAUCACGAUUUUUUCUUUGCGAAAAAUAAUACAUUGCCCAGUCGGAAAAUUCUUUGUAGUGUUCUAUGUCUUUCAGGCCGCUUGAUUGUAUGAGUUAUGUUAGAAGCAGUGAUGCACCAAGGAAAGCGGCAGGGGAGAAAGGUUUUUUAUGGUUCCCAGGGUGUCAAAGAUUUAAAUGUAUUGUAAUUUGGCAGGUUCAUAGGAUCUUUCUAAGUUAUUCUUGUUUGCAGCAGCUUUUCUAAUUCUAUUGCAUUGUUACAAAAUAUGGAGAGAUCUCCGGAUAUCUUGAACUAGUUUUCUCUAAGGUUAUUUGCCUUCAAUUUGUGUUGCUUUUUUCAGCUUAUUCAAUUCUUGA